UUAGACACACUUUGAACUGCGGUUCAAACCAAAGACCUAUCAAUAUACAUAUGUAUAUUGAUAGGUCUUUGUUCAAACUCUUGAACUCGGGUUUAAGGAUUUAAUGUGCAAACGGCACUUUGAACCCGGGUUCAAAGUAUCUUAACUAUAUAGUUAACUGUUAAACCGUGGUUUAAGGAAUUAAUGUGCAUUUCGCUUGCCAUAGGGAAUCGAUAGGGUCGUAGAAACGCGUACCUGUCAAGGAAAGGGUUAAAGUAAGAGAACUGCAUACGCCAGUGACUGAGUAUAGAGUUAAAUUGUGACAAAGUGGAGUAAUAGGCUUCAACAGCUGUCUAGUAAAAAUUUCUAGAUUUCAAACAUGCCUGUACUCAGUAUAGAGGAUUACAAGAGAAAUUUUGUACACGUCAACAAAUAUGGCAGAUCUUCUUCAGAUGGCUUGCCUAGACAAACCCUUGUUGUGUACAAAUGCGAAUGGGACAUAGAGUGUGACAGACAUUUCAACAAAGGCCAGAUACCAUGGUCAGUAAUCAAGAAUGAGGAAGAUUGCCAUGCGGAGACAUAUUUGUUGAAUUCACUGAGGGAGAAACUGAAAACCUAUCAUUCAUUCAGAUAUGAAAACUUCCAAAAUCAACAAGACGAAUUGAAGAAGAAUCUGCACGUGCACACAGAAAACGACAGAUCUAUAAAGCCUUUGGGCCACUUUUUUCUCAACAUAUAUCUAAGUUAUUCCCCCUGUGGGGAUUGCGCAGAUCAGCUGAUAACCUUCGCCAAUGAGUUCCAUGAUCAGUUAGAUGUCCAGAUCAACAUUUCCUUCAGCACUUUUUACGAGCACACUAAGCCAUCCAACUAUGUCGGUCUGCUAAGACUUCGCAAUCCCAUCAUCAGAGGUGAGGACAGAAUUUGCAUGUCCAUACUCAAUGGCGCAGACAGUUGGGAGAAGUUCUUUAAAGAAAUGGAGGUGAAAGGAACUAAAACAUUAUCGAAGUGGAAGGAAAUAGCGACAACAAGCCUGAGACAUGAAAGAGAGAAAGACGACAACAGAAUUUUCAGCAUGCUUGAUGGGCCAAAAGACGUGCCUCGGAAAAGGUGUUUAAAAUUCUUCAGUGAUUUCGACAUUCACACACCAUGUUACUGGAGUCACAAGUGUUUCAGGUGUGAAAAUAUCCAUGAAAUCCCACACUUGUGCGAUAAGUGGAGCCAUGAUGGCCAUGAAGCUUCCACCUAACUUCAAGGUACACCACUGAAUUGUAAUUAGCUUAAAGUUGGCACCUAACACCACACAACAGACCCCGCAGUGUUUUUUUUUUUCAAAUACCAAUAACUUUCCAUUAGCGCUUCAUGCUGAGGUGAGCCAAAAAAUCAUCUGAGGCAAUGUUCAACACACCAGUUUUAAUAGCCAAAGUACACACAGGAUUGACAGAGAAAAAACCAAAUGGUUCGAACUAAGCAAAAGUGUCCCAAACAAAGUCCACCAUAUUGUAUGCAAGAAGCCGAAUGAUAAAAAUUAAUGUUCAAAAUUCAAUUUAUUAGUUCUUAUGCAAAUGGAAAAUGUUGGUGUUAAUGGAAUUAUUUUAUCCGGAUUGACAACAUUAAUGUUUAAAAUUGAAAUUGUGAUUAAAUUGGAAAAUUGCGCAUAUAAAAAGUGUAAAUUAUGUAAUCAAUGAUCGAAACAGUAGGCAUUUCUUCAACUAUAUUAUGCAUUAACAAUUUUUUGUUGAGGUUUUGAAUAGGAAAUAUGUAUUUCACUAAAUUUGAGAGCAUGCAAGUUAUUACAUGAAUUGUGUUAUGUGAUUUGUUGUAAUGGUAUUAAUUUAUGCUUAAUCUUUGUUGAAUAUUUCCUGUGGUUACAGUAAUUGAUACAAAACAAGAGGGCCUGAAAAGCCCCAAAGUCACUCACCUGAGAUACAAAGGAACUUACCUGUUCUGUGCAGCCUGAUGUAAUAAACGAUGUCAUUAGAAAAAAUGUUCUGACCUACUUUUAUGAAGAGUGAAAAAUAAAUGUAACUUUUAGAGUUUUAACAAGGUUUUACUAUAGCCAUAUAAGGAUAAAUUCCCAGCCCCUUGGCGGCCACAUUAGUUUAACAGACCAGAACCAUUUUCGUACACAUCCAAGAUACCUUUUAAAAAAAAUAAUCUGACCAAGUUUCAUGAAGAUUGGAAAUUAAUGUGACUUAAAGAGUGUAAACAAGUUUUUACUUAAGCCAUAUAAGGAAAAAUGCCACACCCCCUGAUGGCAAUGUUUUUAAACCAACCGGAACCAAGAUAUAAUUGGAACAAAGUUUCAUGAAGAUCAGACAAUGAAUCAUGUGGCCUCUAGAGUGUUAACAAGGUCUUACUAUAGCCCUAUAUAGCCAUAUUAGAAAACAAGAGGGCCAAGAUGGCCCUAAAUCGCUCACCUGACUAACCUUGCUACAUCAACUUAAAUUCUAUCAGACCCAUAUACACUGUAACUCCAAUAUAGUGCGGUCUGUUAUAAUGCUGUGUCCAAUAUAACGCAGGGGGUGCUUGGAUCCCGUUUUUUCUCCAACCAUCCAUUUCUGAUUCAAAUAUAUGUUAUGCAACUUCAUGUAUUUUCAGAAAAUUCAAAGACAGCAGCGAUCACAGCUUGAUUGUUUUAUCCGUCUGUGUAACUGAUUUUAAUAGAUUAGAGGUUUAAUGCCACUCGACAGCUAAUUGGUGUUAAUCUGUUGUGUAAUGUCAAUAAAGAUGUGAAAACUCGCAA
Messenger RNA from Dreissena polymorpha, 2722 nucleotides. RefSeq lists its product as uncharacterized. Gene Ontology annotation, biological process: cytidine to uridine editing. Gene Ontology annotation, cellular component: nucleus; cytoplasm. Gene Ontology annotation, molecular function: cytidine deaminase activity; RNA binding; zinc ion binding. Lineage: Eukaryota; Metazoa; Mollusca; Bivalvia; Myida; Dreissenidae. Bases 359 to 1225 code for a protein of 288 amino acids. The transcript has 3 exons. The record is from RefSeq and is a predicted model, not a curated record.